Molecule: messenger RNA, 1387 nt
Organism: Oryzias melastigma (Indian medaka)
Lineage: Eukaryota; Metazoa; Chordata; Actinopteri; Beloniformes; Adrianichthyidae
Gene: elob
Product: elongin B
Exons: 4
Coding region: 131-490 (119 amino acids)
Biological process (GO): transcription elongation by RNA polymerase II
Cellular component (GO): VCB complex; elongin complex
Molecular function (GO): protein binding
Source: RefSeq, a predicted model, not a curated record
GCGCUCUUUGGUGCCCCCUCCUGGCAGAAGGUGGAAUUACAGCGGUGGCAGCCCGAUACUGUUAUGAGCUCAGAGUUGUCGUUGUGCAGUUGCGGCUUUUUUUCCCUCUGUGUGCAGCAAACCGCAAGAAAUGGAUGUGUUUUUAAUGAUCAGACGUCACAAGACGACCAUCUUCACAGAUGCCAAAGAGUCUACCACAGUCUAUGAACUGAAGCGCAUUGUGGAAGGCAUUUUGAAAAAGCCACCUGAAGAUCAGAGACUAUAUAAGGAUGACGUGCUGCUCAAUGACACUCAGACGCUUGGAAAUUGCGGCUUCACGAAUCAAACGGCGCGACCUCAAGCCCCAGCGACAGUGGGGUUAGCUUUUCGUCUGGGUGAUGAUUCAUUUGAGCAGCUGAGGAUCGAGCCAUUUUCCACCCCCCCAGAGCUUCCUGACGUCAUGAAACCCCAAGAUUCAGGCAGCACAGCCAACGAGCAGGCCAUCCAGUGAGCGCAGAGCGAAGGAAGGGUUGCAUUCUGGGAAGUUUUGCCUCUGAAAGACGAGUUUUCCUGUGUCUGACAGAUCUUCAGCAGGGCAGAAACAAACAUGGACUCCCUUGUAAGUUGAGGGUACCUAAAUUGCCUUGAAUUGGAAAGCGCAUGCUAGAUAAAUUUCAGAUUUUUUUUUUUUUACAAGACCCUUCAGAGACAUCUGUUGGACUUGUUUCGACACUGUCAGUCAUCCAUUGGAUUGGUAAAGGCUGAGUUUAAGACUUGUACCUCUUUAUUUAAUGAUUUAUUUUUUUAGUGAGGUAACAGCUGCCUUACUGUGUGUUCUUGUUUUGCUGGCUUAAGUUUAUAAGUUGUGAUAUUUUAGGCUUUUAUGUUUGUCUUUCCUUAUUAAACUUAAAUUAGGAUUAACGUGGUCUGAAUGUACGUUGCAACUAAAGCUGGGAGUUGGUCAAUAUUUAAGUUGAAGGACGAGAAUUUAUAAAAAGAACAGAAGUGUUUCGGAUUAUCAAGGAGCAAAAUGAGAAAAAAACGAGAUUGUAGCUGUAAAAUCAAGACUUCUUUUCAGAUACACAUGUACCUGACAGCAGCUGCUGGAUCUUUUGACUCCUUUUGUUCUUAUUUAGCAGCUUCUGUUGUAUUCAACACCCAUUUUUACAUCAAUUGUUAAUUUGACAUGGGGGGGAAAAAAACUUAUAAAAUAAAAAUGUAUCAGUGGGUUUCACAAUUUUGAGCUACAUUUAGGAGUUCCUGUAUUAUUUCCCUCUCACUGACCAUGUCAAAAGUGUUUCUUGUUGCAGAAAAACGUGUUUGAGAAAUCAAAGCAUUUGAACAGAACCGUGUGGCAUAAACAGAGCUGCACUUUUGUCUCAUUUAACAUUAAAACUGAUGUUUUUCA